Messenger RNA from Hydractinia symbiolongicarpus, 1146 nucleotides. RefSeq lists its product as uncharacterized. The record is from RefSeq and is a predicted model, not a curated record. Lineage: Eukaryota; Metazoa; Cnidaria; Hydrozoa; Anthoathecata; Hydractiniidae. The coding region runs from base 695 to 1015 and encodes 106 amino acids. The transcript has 2 exons.
CUUCUUUUUUUCCGCGACCCUAUUUCCCGCUUCUUAUGAUGUUGUGCGUGUCUUAACCCGUAUUUUGCAGACCACAGACCAGUCGUUUAUGCAUCGCUACCGCUGAAGUCGAAGCAUGCGCACUGCCCGCUGAGAAUCGAAGCACUCUUAGCUGUGUUUUCACAUUUCUACGAAAUUCUUUUAAAAAAUAGUAGCGGAAUAUAAAUGAAGUAUCGCUGGAAUAUUUAUCUUGCUUUCAUGCAAUCUGCUAUCUUGCUAGACUUACUGACCUACUGUUGUUGUACAAAGUGUGCCUAGUGUGUUGUUGUUCUGCAAAGUCUACAUUCAAUCACUGAAAUUUAAAACUGCUAGAUCGAGAAGACUUUCAAUACCUGGGGAAGCUGCUUUAAGUACCAAGAUAACAUCUUAGAACAUGGUGAUGCUAAUUUUAAGCAGUCAAGUUUCAACAGAUCCUUGGCAUGUUAUGAGUUACCAACAUCAAUAUUGAUCGUUUUCAAAUUGCUAUAAGUUCCCUGAGUAUUACGUCAGCUCUUUUGGGUGAUGAACAUUACUUCUUAGCUCAUGGAGAAAUGAAUUCAGAAACAGUUCAUUGUGUUUUCGAAAGCAUAUAUUGAUUCAUAAUGUUCAUGAUAAUCCUGGGGUCAGUUCUUUUUUACUUCGCAAACCGUCCUUUUCAUCUGAUGUUCUUAAUGUCAUGGUUAUUUACAGAAAAGUUAACAGUCAUCUGCAGACAUUUUACAACAUGCUGUCAAGGAAAAUUGCAAGUUCUGACAUACAUGUUAUACUUAAAGAUUUCAAUAUAAAUGCCCAAGCUGACCAGCCAGAAUUAGCAGAUAUCAUGAAUGAUUAUACACAAAUUGUACCAGGACCUACUCAUCUAGCUGGUGCUAUCCUUGAUCAUGUUUAUGUGAAGAAUAGCAUUUUGUCGAUGUACUGCAUUAAUUGCUAUGUCAAGUGUAUACAUUUCUCUGAUCAUAAUGCUAUCAAAUUUAGCCUUUCAACGACACCACGCUGACAAACUGAAAGCCAUAUUUUGAAUAAUCAACUUUGCAGCCACUUUUAUAGAGUUACGAUGAUGAUAUCAUCCUGUUAGCAUAUUUUAAAUAUAUAUUAAUAUUUAUUGUAUUAAAUAUAACAUUAAAAACA